Dibothriocephalus latus is the source of this 840-nucleotide messenger RNA. The record is from the annotation of a GenBank genome assembly. NCBI's taxonomy places the organism in Eukaryota, Metazoa, Platyhelminthes, Cestoda, Diphyllobothriidea, Diphyllobothriidae.
AUGCUCUUACCACUACUAGCCGACAAUCUAGCCACGUACGCCAGUCAUAAAAUUCACCAGGUUAAUGGACCAUAUACCAUACAAGUGCCCAUUUUGAACGAAAUUGCGGAACUUCACUUUAACGUUGAUGGGGACAAAUACAUCGCCUUCCACGGCACAUGUUACCUGGUUGGCUCAAUAUUUUUCGCAUUUUCAUGCCCUGUAGAAUGUUAACCCGACAUGUGUGGCCAGCGACGACCAGUGUUUACUCAAGAAACAGGUCCAUUUAUCUUUACUACCGCCCUUCCGGGUGCACCAUGGUAUGUCAUCUUGAAUCACAAGACAUAUACGGUUGAUACGGAGAAAGGAAUUUGCAACGCGAACUACUCAAAUGAGACCUUUAAGUGCAACGUCGAGAGAUAUCCAGAGUUCUCGCGAAUUACUAUUUUCAUUGCGGAAAUCAAGUCUAUUAGCAGGAUUUUAAUUGGGGCUCGAUCUUCCGAUGAACCGGAUAGGUUUUACUGGAUCUCAGUCGAAUUCACUUUGCUCGCUUCAUCAGAAACUCAAGAGGAGGAGGAGUACUCAGUUUUGAAAUUUGAAGUGAAGCCGGGAGAAAAAAAGAUUGCGAUCUACACGUGCAUCUCUGAAGACUCUAAGCACCUCGACCUUGUAUCCUACCGAUACUUUUGGCCAGAUGUACAAGAGAAAAUUGGUACAUUCACCUUCACCUACAAGUAUGAACGAUUUGGAAACAUAGAGCAGUCUGCAUUCGUCUGCAAUUUAGCUGCCGAAAGUCAAACGCAUACUGUUUAUUGGCGUGGUAAGUAUUCUUCCAAAUUAAUCCAUUCGGUGUCAUACUAA